GGAUACUUGAAGGAAACUAUCACAAACGUUCAAGAAAACUGUCUAUUCCUAUUUCUAUUUUUUUUUCUUCAAAUUGAAAAGAAAAAAGACCCCUUUUCCUUAUAAAACAGGAAAAAAAGAAAAAGGAAGAAAAGACUCCUGUUAGAAUUACAUGUAAAUUCAGGCUUAGCAGGAGCAAAUAACAUAUUUAGUACCUUCAAUUGUCAUUAUCCUGAUUCUUUGUAUCUGCCAACAGUUUUGUUCAAAAACUCAACAGUCUCAGAAUUUGAUUUCUUUUUGGGUUCAAGAAAUUUCUUGAUUCAGUAAGACAUGGCCUUGGCAUUUACCCCUUUGUCAUGGUGGCUUUGGAGUGGAAAGCAUCAAGAACCAAAAAUCUCGAAAGGGACUUGUUUAAAUUCAUCGCCUGAUUCAGGGAUGUUGGAAUUGGAUACUUUGAAGUUCCCUCGGAAUAUUGCCUCCUCAUCUGGAAGGGUUAAGAGAAAAUGGCAGAGUCGAGAGGAGCGCAAGAUUGAUAGGGAGUAUGAUAUUGUUCUUGUGCCAUCGGACGGUGGAUGUGUAUCAGGGUCCGAGUCUGAUGAUUCAGACUGGUCCAUUGGAUGGUUGGAGCCUCAUGGCCCGGAGUUCCACAGUGAUGAAAAUAGAGAUGAUAGUUUUGCUGUGCUUGUUCCUUGCUAUGGACGUGGACGCGCAAACAUGGAAGAUAAUGCACAAGACAAGUUUCUGCAGGGCAUUCGAAACUUCAAGGAUAUACAUGCUUCUGAGAAUAAGAAGUAUACGGAGCAGUGGCUCUCAUCUUUGCGGUACAGCUGACAUACUGCAAUAGCUGAGUUGAUUCGAUUUCUUUGCUGCUGCCCCUCCAGAUUGAUCAAACUUUAGCUGUUUUUUGUUACCUAUUACAAGCUUAAAUAUCGACUUAGGAGUGAAAUGAAAAUAAACCUGUAAAAAGGGAUCGUCUAGGAACUCGUUAGGUACAUCAAUGAUCAUACCGUACUUUGUGUCUCUGCUUUUAGUUCAGAAGAAGAAAUCUCUACUUGCCUCCUCCGAUUGGUUUAAAUUUGUGAUUUGAAACUGGCUGGAAGGAGAAGAGAAGAAUGAUGGCUAAAGAAAGACAAUUGGAAGGGAAAGCUAAGUUGUGAUUAUGCUUGUAAUAUUCUUUGAUGUAAAUAUAUCUGUGAAUAGGUUCAUCCAGUUGUCAAUAUCUCUAUCUGUCCUUGAUAAUAGUUGGAUACAUGUGAUGUUAUUAGCAAGUAUGAUGUCAUUGUGAAUAUGCAGUUUCAUUAUUUCUGACUGAAAUAAAUGGGAAGUUCAAAUGUUA
Messenger RNA from Nicotiana tabacum (common tobacco), 1315 nucleotides. RefSeq lists its product as uncharacterized. The record is from RefSeq and is a predicted model, not a curated record. NCBI's taxonomy places the organism in Eukaryota, Viridiplantae, Streptophyta, Magnoliopsida, Solanales, Solanaceae.